UUUCUUCACAUUUUAUUUCCUCCAACUCUUUCCCCUUUCGUCUCCUUCUGGAAUCAUCUGAAAAUUUUCAGAACUCCAAAAAAAAAAAAAAAAUAAAAUAAUCGUAGAUUCUGAGAGGUGGGUGUUUUUGGUAGUUAUGGAUAAUUUCAUCGGGGGAGAGUUGAAGGUUUCUAUGCAGACCGGUGAGCGGCUGGGCGGGGAUGUUGCGCCGGCGGAGGACCCUCCUUCCGACGGCUUGGGUAUAGCGGCUCCGACUGAAACUAUGUCUACAGAAUGGACGGAUGAGAAACACAGCAUGUACCUGAAAUCCAUGGAAGCAUCAUUUGUUAACCAGUUGUAUAAUUCCAUGGAUUCGCGUGGUCGGAACUCGCAGAAGGGGAAUUCAUCGCAUCCGAAAUUGUCAAGGCAAAAGCAACCCCAGUUUAAUUCUCGUGCCCCUUCCGGCCGGUUUAAGGUACUUCGAGGCGGUUGCUGGCAGAAAGUCAAUUUUGUAAGAGCUGAGGCUGAAGCAAGGGCAGAUGAAGAUCUUCUGGCGAAUCCGUGGUUCCUGCACUUUAGAUCUGCCGGCAAGCCCAAAGAAUUUGAAUCUCCCAUUGUCCAAGAACUGGAUACAUCACUAUGUGAAGAAGUCGAUUCAAGUAGGAAGAAGGAAAUGACGGGUGCACCAGCUACAUGCUCGACGCAGUUUCAUGCAUCUCACUCUCAGUUGCGCCAUCAGGAUAUGAUUGGAAGCAACACAGAGGUCUCGGAUCAGAAUUUUGUCGAUGAAGAUAUCAAAGAAAAGGCAGUUGGUUCAUGUGACGGUAAGAGGAUGAAAACUCUUAUACUUAAUACCUCAAGUAACGAUCAGGUUGUUCCACUCCGCAAGCCUGCCGGUACCUGACGAUGUAACUAAGAAUGGUAUACUAUUGCUACAGCUAGAGGAAAGGAGACCGUGUAAGAGAAAAUGGAUGCAUAGGACGAUUAUUUUGUAACCUACGAAAUUAUGGAUGGAUAUUGGAGACUGCAGAUGGGCGCUAGACACCGAGUUUAAAGUGCUGUUGUCUACACGCAUACUUUAGUGUGUAUGUCAAUGGGAGAGGUGGAGAGGUAGAUAAAGUUCAAUCAAGGCAUUUGUUCAUAUGUUUUGAACACGAGUACAAGUGACAUCGGAACAGCAGGAGUAGGAAUCGGGUGCCAGAAUGUGCUGUUAUUAUGCCUGUAUAGAUUUGGUUUCUCAUUAGUCAUUGUUGUUGGUACCAUUGCCGAUUGCUAGUACUGUAUUGAUUGAACGUUGUAUCUCAUUUUUUUCGGGCGAGGCAGAAACCGGCAGUUCAGACAGCUUACUGUCUACUGCGGCCGGGCCUUCUGCGCUGCAAUGACUGUAAUGACUGUUGAACCAAGCCUGAAAUAAAGUAAAAUCAACCCUUCAGGAA
Messenger RNA from Pyrus x bretschneideri (Chinese white pear), 1415 nucleotides. Its product is annotated as cold-regulated protein 27. The record is from RefSeq and is a predicted model, not a curated record. Gene Ontology annotation, biological process: regulation of circadian rhythm; response to cold. The coding region runs from base 137 to 883 and encodes 248 amino acids. Lineage: Eukaryota; Viridiplantae; Streptophyta; Magnoliopsida; Rosales; Rosaceae. The transcript is spliced from 5 exons.